CAUGAGUAAUUUCACUGUCAACAGAUGCCAGAAGUGAGGUUUCGCGGCUCUUAGGAGGUUUUAGACACUGAGUCAUAAGGAAGCGAAUUUUAAUAAACUAUAGUUUUAGGAAAGCGCCGCAAAUAUCAUGUGCAAUAGCUCAACACUAACAUGAAUCUUACUGUCGCAGCGGAGCGCUUCUAAAGAGAGGGACGAUCUUGAAGUUUGUUGGAACAAGAGACACUCGGAUUAUCAAAAACGCAUUCUCUUCAACGCUUUUUGGGAGGACGAAAACAGAAUACAUAAGCAAACAGCCAGUCUUUCACUGUUUAAUACUUUGUGAGUGAUCCCAACACCUUUUGACUUCUUUCCAGACUGCGUACAAAUAACGGCCGUUAGUCGAGUGGAACUGAACGAGCCCCCCCCCACCCCUCUCUGACCUUUCUGAUGACAGUGUUUAAAUAACGAGAGAAAGAGAGAGAAGAGUUUGGUCUGGUUCAGGAGUAGCUGCUCACGUCGAAUCUAGCUGUACUUGACAGGCGAUGGUGAACAGCCGCGUGGAAACCUCCGCCGUUGCGGUAACAGGAGGUAGUGGCGGGGCAGUGCGCUCCUGUGCAGGCUGUGGAGGUGGGAUCUCAGAUCGCUUCCUGCUCUUCUCCAUGGAUCGGUACUGGCACACGCGCUGCCUCAAGUGCUCCUGCUGCCAGGCUCAGCUCGGAGAAAUCGGCAGCACCUGCUUCAGCAAAGGAGGAAUGAUCCUCUGCAGGAACGAUUACAUCAGGUUGUUUGGUCACAGUGGAGCCUGCAAUGCCUGUGGGCAGUCUAUCCCUGCCAGUGAGAUGGUGAUGAGGGCCCAGGGUAACGUCUACCAUCUAAAGUGUUUCACUUGUGCCACAUGUCGAAAUCGCUUGGUGCCUGGUGACCGAUUCCACUAUGUCAACGGCACCAUCUUUUGUGAACAUGACCGACCAGGUGGAGCUUUGCUCAGUAGUCACCUGACCCCCCUGCAGAACAACACCCUCCUACCUGACCAAAAGGUGUGUUGAAAAAACAUGGAUUUUUAAUUUGCGGUGUGCCUUUUCUUCAAAUUUUUCCUCACACCUUUCCUUCAAUCUAUCAUUGUGAAAGUCCACCCACACCCAGGAUCUUCCAGCCCACUUUCGUGCAUCCAGCCAUCUUAGAGAACUACGCAAGUACUGUGAGUCACUUGCGAGACAAUCACCCCUAACGAGGGAAACAUAAUCAUAUUGAAGAAAGAAUCUGAAAAUCAUCAUAUGCACUCGUAUUUGGUCUGUCUGGUCAUGACUGGAAUGGCCCGAGCCUGAAAGGCUUAGACUCUUAAAGAGCAGCUAAUUUAAGUGGGGGUGAUGCUCAGCAUGAUUUUGUUCCCUUUUGAGAAGUUUCUCAAGAAAUGUUGUGGACAUUACCUGAUAUUUUGGAUUGCGGGGGUCUGUGGAUUAUGAUAGAUAUCACUACCUGCCAACAAAAUGACAUCCAUAGAUCAAAAGACUGUUAAAACUAGCCGUUUGUUUCAGCGGUGGUUGCCUUUUGCUUACUGGCUCUUUUCACGGUUUAAGUGUCAUUUUAUUCUUUUUUUAAAAGGCUCUGUCAUCUUUGGUGCCUAAAACCCUUUUUAUGUCCAGUUUUUCCUCCUUUGUCAUUUACUUCCUAUUAGUAAGUAAUCAUACACAUGCACAGUACAGAAACGUGAACAUGUAUUGUUUUGUCUAUUCGAGUUUAAGACAUAUAAAGCACUCUUUUUGAGAGAACCGUAGACUGCAGAGGAAACAGCAUGUUUUUUUUCCCAUGGUUUGGUAGAAUAAAUGAUAUGUCUUUAUGCAUAUUCUCUAAUAGAGACUGCUAUUCAGUGUCUGCCAAGACUUUUGGGAGAAUGAGGGAGAUGGAGAGUAAAAUUGUACAUAUUUCAUGUGCUGUUGUAUUGUGUUCAAUGGUUGACCUGUUUCCUUGUGUCCUCGGUUUAAAUGGAGGAGCAUUCAUAACAAUAAGAUAUCUGUAAAAGAAAUAAAAUACUUAAUUAAAUAACUAUAAUCAUCACAAA
Molecule: messenger RNA, 2038 nt
Organism: Carassius carassius (crucian carp)
Lineage: Eukaryota; Metazoa; Chordata; Actinopteri; Cypriniformes; Cyprinidae
Product: LIM domain transcription factor LMO4-B-like
Exons: 6
Coding region: 522-1025 (167 amino acids)
Source: RefSeq, a predicted model, not a curated record